This is a messenger RNA of Athene cunicularia (burrowing owl), 976 nucleotides long. RefSeq names its product phosphatidylinositol glycan anchor biosynthesis class P (gene PIGP). Gene Ontology annotation, molecular function: phosphatidylinositol N-acetylglucosaminyltransferase activity. Bases 84 to 488 code for a protein of 134 amino acids. The record is from RefSeq and is a predicted model, not a curated record. The transcript has 5 exons. Lineage: Eukaryota; Metazoa; Chordata; Aves; Strigiformes; Strigidae. Gene Ontology annotation, biological process: GPI anchor biosynthetic process.
GGGGGUAGAGAGCGCGGCGGGGCGCCUCCGCCUGCCUCCUUCCCUCCUCCUCCGGCAGGCUUGGGUGGAGGAAGGAGACCGGUAUGGUUGAAAACUCCCCAGCCCCGUUGCCAGAAAGGGCAAUCUAUGGGUUUGCCCUUUUUUUAGGAUCUUCAUUUGGCUUUAUGUUGUACCUUAUCUGGGCAUAUGUUCCUGAGACUUGGCUGUUCUCCUUGGGACUAACAUACUGGCCUCAAAAAUACUGGGCAGUUGCUUUGCCAGCGUACCUACUAGUUGCUAUAGGAAUUGGUUAUAUAUUACUUUUUGGUAUUAACAUGAUGAGUACAGCUCCUCUUAACUCCACACAUACUAUUACAGAUAACUAUGCAAAAAAGCAGCAACAGAAGAAAUUUCAAGAAGAAGCAAUACCAGCAUUGCGGGAUAUUCCCAUCAGUGAAGUAAAUAGAAUGUUUUUCCUUCAUGAGAAGGGAAUCUGCAAUAGCAGAUAGUCAUUAUUAAGAUCUGUUUGAAUAAAGGAUUAGUAGAAGCAUUACAUUAGGAAAAAUAAAACAAGCUAAAAAAACCCCCCUCUUUCUGCUUGUAGAACAAAGCUUGCUUUUUUUUUUUUUUUUCUGAAUUUCUAACUAAAUUAGUAUUAACGCAUUUCAUUGAGAUGGCUUGAUUUUAUUAUGCGGGCACCUUAAUAACCUGCAUUGGUAUGAGAAUUAUGCCAUGUUAAUUUAUCUAACCAUUCUUGUGGGUUUAAAAUAGUGUUCUAUUGCUUGUAGAUUUCCGCUUGUAAUUUCCUUAUGAAAGUCAAAGAAAUAGCUUUUGGACAUAGCUUAAUUCUAUUUCCCUUUGAAUUUGGGGAGAGAAAAUGUGUUCCACUAGUCAAGUGCUUGAGGAUCUUUUUUUAUUACAAGUUAUGUUACUUUGGAAUGUUUAUAUUGUAAAUAUACAAUUUUAAUUUGUAAAUACUAAUAAAAUGUAGCUAUUU